Messenger RNA from Paraglomus brasilianum, 363 nucleotides. Lineage: Eukaryota; Fungi; Glomeromycota; Glomeromycetes; Paraglomerales; Paraglomeraceae. The record is from the annotation of a GenBank genome assembly.
AUGUCGUGGCCUCGGGGACGAAUUCUUGAAUGGAUCGAUGACGAUUGGGGACGAAAAUGUGGAAUGUGGAGAAUUAUGACAUGGCGUAGUUAUAUCCGUCAUAAUCUCCGCGUCUUCGGUUUAUAUGGUAUAGACGCCGUACUCGGUACAGACACCAUGUCUAAAGUAAGGAACCGUAUAAAGGGGAUAAGUUCGUGCCGGCUUUCGGGCAUUACCACUCCUUCCCACCCAUUCAUCGAAAUUUCUCCUCUUCCAUUGAUCGACCUGUUCUUGAAGCAACACGCACUCAAUCCUUCUAUCGUCGACGACGUAAUAGUAGUCAUGAUAGAAGAGGUUGUGUUUAUAGGCGGUGAAAUCAGCUAA